AUGAAUAUUGGUCAGGCAUCUGAUGCAACGGGUCUGCCGGCGAAAACCAUCCGCUAUUAUGAAGAUAUCAAGCUGGUGAAGCCGGACCGCGCGGCCAAUGGCUAUCGCGACUAUCGGGACGCAGAUAUUCAUCGGCUGGCCUUUGUGCAGCGCUCGCGCAGCCUUGGUUUUACCAUCGAAGAAUGCCGCCUGUUGCUUUCGCUUUAUGAUGACAAAGCGCGGGCAAGUUCAGACGUCAAAGCGCUGGCUACGGAAAAAAUCAAAGAGAUCGACCGCAAGGUCAAAGAGCUUAAAUCGCUGCGCUCAACGCUGAAACAACUCGCCGACCACUGCCACGGCGAUGGUCGCCCCGACUGCCCGAUUAUCAAUGAUAUUGCUGGCCUGCCAGAGGUGCUGACAAGCUAA
Messenger RNA from Symbiodinium necroappetens, 405 nucleotides. NCBI's taxonomy places the organism in Eukaryota, Dinophyceae, Suessiales, Symbiodiniaceae. The record is from the annotation of a GenBank genome assembly.